GCUUCAGCGAGGUCCGCAGGAGGUUCGGAGCGCGGCGGCGGACACUCCCCGGCGGUAGUGGCGGUGGCGGCUCGGAGCGGGCUCCGGGAGUCCAGCGCAUCGUCUAGAGGACGCCGGACCGCGAAGAUCCCCCGGGCUGCAGGCGCGGAGAAGGGCUCUCGCGGCGCCUGGCAGGAGCGCUAGGGGACCGGCUCGGGCGGCUGCGCUAUCGGCCUCGGAGAGCGCGGGCACCGGGCCAGCAGGCCGUGUCGCGCUCACCAUGGUCAGCUGCUGGGACACCGCGGUCCUGCUGUGCGCGCUGCUCGGCUGUUUGCUUCUCACAGGAGCUGGUUCAGGGUCAAAGUUGAAAGGCCCUGAGCUGAGUUUAAAAGGCACCCAGCACAUAAUGCAAGCUGGCCAGACUCUCUUUCUCAAGUGCAGAGGGGAGGCAGCCCACUCGUGGUCUCUGCCUGCAACAGUGAGUAAGGAGGAGAAGAGGCUGAGCGUUACUAGAUCCGCCUGUGGGAGGAACAACAGACAAUUCUGUAGCACCUUGACCUUGAACAUGGCGCAAGCCAACCACACGGGCCUCUACACCUGUAGAUACCUCCCCAAAUCCGCUUCCAAGAAGAAGAAAACAGAAUCUGCAAUCUACAUAUUUGUUAGUGAUGCAGCGAGCCCUUUCAUAGAGAUGUACAGUGACAUACCUAAAGUUGUGUACAUGACGGAAGGAAGAGAACUCAUCAUCCCCUGCCGGGUGACGUCACCCAACAUCACAGUCACUCUAAAAAAGUUUCCAUCUGAUACUCUGACCCCUGAUGGAGAAAGAAUAAUGUGGGACAGUCGGAAAGGCUUCAUAAUAACAAAUGCGACAUACAGAGAAAUAGGACUUCUGAACUGCGAAGCCACAGUCAAUGGGCACCUAUACCAGACAAACUAUUUGACCCAUCGGCAAACCAAUACCAUCCUGGAUGUCCGCAUAAGUCCUCCAAGCCCAGUGAGACUGCUCCAUGGUCAAACUCUUGUCCUCAACUGCACCACUACCACCGACCUGAACACGAGAGUGCAGAUGAGCUGGAGUUACCCUGGUAAAGCAACUAAGAGAGCUUCUAUAAGGCAACGGAUUGACCAAAGCAAUCCCCACAACAAUGUGUUCCACAGCGUUCUGAGGAUCAAUGACGUGCAGAGCCACGACAAGGGACUCUACACUUGUCGUGUGAAAAGUGGAUCAUCAUUCAGGUCUUUCAACGCCUCCGUUCAUGUGUACGGAAAGGGAUUCAUCAGUGUGAAGCAUCGGAAGCAGCAGGUGCAGGAGACCGUAGCGGGAAAGCGGUCCUAUCGGCUGUCCAUGAAAGUGAAGGCCUUCCCCUCGCCAGAAGUCGUAUGGUUAAAAGAUGGCUCGCCUGCAACAGAGAAGUCUGCUCGCUAUUCGGUGCACGGCUAUUCACUAGUUAUCAAAGAUGUAGCUACGGAGGAUGCAGGGGAUUAUACAAUCUUGCUGGGCAUAAAGCAGUCAAACCUAUUCAAAAACCUCACUGCCACUCUGAUUGUAAAUGCGAAACCUCAGAUCUAUGAAAAGUCCGUGUCAUCCUUUGCGAGCCCGGCUCUCUACCCACUGGGCAGCAGACAAGCCCUCACUUGCACUGUGUACGGAAUCCCUCGGCCUACAAUCAAGUGGCUCUGGCACCCCUGUUAUCACAAUCAUUCCAAGGAAAGGUAUGACUUCUGUUCCAAGAGUGAAGACUCCUCCAUCCUGGAUUCUGACAGCAAUGUAGGAAACAGAAUUGAGAGCAUCACUCAGCGCAUGAUGGUCAUAGAAGGAACCAACAAGACGGUCAGCACCUUGGUGGUGGCUGACUCGAGAACUUCUGGAAUCUACAGUUGCGAGGCCUUCAAUAAAAUAGGAACUGUGGAAAGGAACAUAAAAUUUUACGUCACAGAUGUACCGAAUGGCUUUCACGUUUCCUUGGAAAAGAUGCCAACAGAAGGAGAGGACCUGAAACUCUCCUGCAUGGUCAACAAGUUCCUGUACAGAGACAUUACCUGGAUUCUGCUACGGACAGUUAAUAACCGGACCAUGCACCACAGCAUCAGCAAGCAAAAAAUGGCCACCACUCAAGAGUACUCCAUCACCCUGAACCUUGUCAUCAAGAACGUGUCCCUGGAAGACUCGGGCACCUAUGCCUGCAGAGCCAGGAACAUAUACACAGGGGAAGAAAUCCUUCGGAAGACAGAAGUUCUCAUUAGAGAUCAAGAGGCACCACACCUGCUGCAAAACCUCAGCGACCACAAGGUAUCCAUCAGCGGCUCCGCAACCUUAGACUGUCAAGCUAGCGGCGUCCCCCAGCCUCAGAUCACUUGGUUUAAAAACAACCACAAAAUACAACAAGAACCUGGAAUUAUUUUAGGACCGGGCAACAGCACUCUGCUUAUUGAAAGAGUCACAGAGGAGGAUGAAGGUGUCUACAGGUGCAGGGCCACCAACCAGAAGGGAGCCGUGGAGAGCUCAGCCUACCUCACCGUGCAAGGAUCCUCAGACAAGUCGAACCUGGAGCUGAUCACGCUCACAUGCACCUGUGUGGCUGCGACUCUCUUCUGGCUCCUUUUAACUCUCUUCAUCCGGAAACUGAAACGGCCUUCUUCUGAAGUAAAGACGGACUACCUGUCAAUCAUAAUGGACCCAGAUGAAGUCCCCCUGGAUGAGCAGUGUGAACGGCUGCCCUAUGAUGCCAGCAAGUGGGAGUUUGCGCGGGAAAGACUUAAACUAGGCAAAUCGCUCGGGAGAGGGGCCUUUGGGAAAGUGGUUCAAGCAUCUGCAUUUGGCAUUAAGAAAUCACCCACCUGCCGGACCGUGGCUGUGAAGAUGUUGAAAGAGGGGGCCACAGCUAGUGAGUACAAGGCUCUGAUGACUGAACUCAAGAUUUUGACUCACAUCGGCCAUCAUCUGAACGUGGUUAACCUUCUGGGAGCCUGCACCAAGCAAGGAGGGCCUCUGAUGGUGAUCGUGGAGUACUGCAAAUACGGAAACCUGUCCAACUACCUCAAGAGCAAACGUGACUUAUUCUUUCUUAACAAGGAAGCGGCCUUACAUACAGAGCCCAAGAAAGAAAACCUGGAGCCAGGCCUGGAACAGGACCAGAAACCCAGACUUGACAGCGUGGACAGCAGCGAAAGUUUCGCCAGUUCAGGCUUUCAGGAAGACAAAAGUGUGAGCGACCCUGAAGAAGAUGAGGAUUGUGGUGAGAUCUCCAAGCAGCCCCUCACCAUGGAAGAUCUGAUUUCCUACAGUUUCCAAGUGGCCAGAGGCAUGGAGUUUCUGUCCUCCAGAAAGUGCAUUCAUCGAGACCUGGCAGCACGAAACAUCCUUUUAUCUGAGAACAAUGUUGUGAAGAUUUGCGACUUUGGCCUGGCCCGGGAUAUUUAUAAGAACCCCGACUAUGUGAGAAAAGGCGAUACUCGACUUCCCCUGAAGUGGAUGGCUCCUGAAUCCAUCUUUGACAAGAUCUACAGCACCAAGAGCGACGUGUGGUCCUAUGGAGUGUUGUUAUGGGAAAUCUUCUCCUUAGGAGGUUCUCCAUACCCAGGAGUACAGAUGGAUGAAGACUUCUGCAGCCGCCUGAAGGAAGGCAUGAGAAUGAGGGCACCAGAGUAUGCGACGCCUGAAAUCUACCAAAUCAUGUUGGAUUGCUGGCACAAAGACCCCAAAGAGAGGCCCCGGUUUGCAGAACUUGUGGAGAAACUAGGUGACCUGCUUCAAGCCAACGUCCAACAGGAUGGUAAAGACUACAUCCCGAUCAAUGCCAUACUGACAAGAAACAGUGGCUUCACGUACUCAGUCCCCACCUUCUCUGAGGACUUUUUCAAGGAUGGUUUUACAGCUCCACCGUUUCAUUCUGGAAGCUCUGAUGAUGUGAGAUAUGUAAAUGCUUUCAAAUUCAUGAGCCUGGAGAGAAUCAAGACCUUUGAGGAGCUUUCGCCAAAUGCCACCUCCAUGUUUAAAGAUUAUCAGCUGGACACUAGCACUCUGCUGGCCUCCCCGCUGCUCAAGCGAUUCACCUGGACUGAGAGCAAGCCCAAGGCCUCCAUGAAGAUAGACUUGAGAAUAACAAGUAAAAGCAAGGAGUCGGGGCUUUCUGACGUCCCCAGGCCCAGCUUCUGCUUUUCCAGCUGUGGCCACAUCAGGCCCGUGCACGACGACGACGACUCUGAGCUGGGGAAGGAUUCCUGCUGCUCGCCACCCCCAGACUACAACUCUGUGGUGUUGUACUCCUCCCCACCCGCCUAGCGCUUCUCAAGACGCAGACAGCUGACAGCCUGACAGUAUUAUGCAUAUAUGAGUUUACACCUAUUCCUCUGCACAGGGGCCGGCUGCUUUUCCUGACUUAAUCGUGCUUCUUUGUCGUUUUUGUUGCUGUUUUGACUAACAAGAAUGUAACCCCCAGAUAGUGACAAGUGAGGAACACUACUGCUCAAGUCCUCAUGUGACCCUGUGUCAGAGAAACCCUUUCUAAGCCCAAUGAGUCACCUGCUCCAGCUCCCAAAGCCUCAGGACACCCUGGAAAGGGCAUCUGCUGGCCAUGGCACCCGCUGUGUGUCCUCGUGCCCCAUCUGCCCUCCCUGCAGCUGUGGGAGCAGGCGCAGUAGGCCCCUUAGCUCACAGCGGCAUGCAUGGGCCGGCGCUGUAUCUUUGCAGUCCCCUGGCAGAUAUUAAGACACUUACAGAGGAGAGAAAGGGAGAACAGAGAAAAAAGAGGCGUACAUAGGGAAAGGCCUUGGGAUAUAGCUUGUGGAGACGAUGCAGGAGAGGGCUGACUCCUCAAUGCCACUUCAGUGAUUUCUCACUUCUGACCUACUAAGAGGUGACAGGGAAGAAUGUGUGGGACAUUUUCUAGAUUCUCAGAGACAAGAACAGAUGUUUUUGGGAACCACAGAAAAUCUUACGUCUUUCCCUGAGAGUUUAUCUCUGUUGUCUGUUACCAUCCAUCCACAGCAUGUUUAACAUAGGUCAGUGAGGGCGGCACUCGGUUCUGAAGCCAUACUUAACCAUCAGUUCCUGUAGCGAGAGACACUGAGAUCAGACCCAAGCUUGGAGGUGACUUAGCAUACUGCUCACAGGGAGCUAAGCAGUCCAUUUUGGCCUAGCAAGGGUGCUAAAACGCCACAUUUUAAUCAGUCAGGUUCUAUUUCAAGUAUUCAUAUACAGAUAGGACACUUUUGCAUUAUCCUGUUUCAUACAUUUAGCUAUUCAAGGAAGCUGGAGAGAGUUAAGAGUGAGAGCCUAGAAGACGGUUUUCUCUGUACCCAAACCAGGAUUAACGGACUAAAACCCAGUAAGGCAGAGUGGGCGCUCCAUGUGUAAUAGCCAAACCAAUUCACCCACAGAGUUGGGACCUCACUGUUUUCCUUUUACUUCGUCCUGGGUUUCCCCAUCUCAAGCCAAUCUGAGAGAGUAAAAGAGCACUGGCCAAUGUUUACUAAGCACUUUACACUCCUUGGAAGAGAAGGUGAUGUGUAAUUUACGCAAGCUAUUUCUUCAGCUGGGACUCAGGAUAUUAGUCAAUGAGCCAUCAAAAGGAAAAAAAUAUUCUAUUUUUGUCUGUUUGGAACCUUACUUGGGGUCUAAGGAUGAUGGAGACAGGGUAGAAAUGGGUACUCACUCCUUGGUGUCUAGAGAUUGUGAGCCCUGGAUCUGUUAGGUGUUGUAUGUGCAGAUUAUGGUCUGUGUGUCUAGGGUGUGUGCACCCGCUACAGCCAGUCACAGCGGGGCAGACAGCGGGCAGCGGCCUUUGAGAGCAGGCCAUGCUUCCUUUAUGCUUGCCACUUAGCUCUAUGGCCUGAACAGUAGCAUGUGUGCCCGCUCCCCUGUGCACCACAUUCUUGAGAAUGGGGGCGCGGAACAAUCCCCAGUGAGACAGUCUGCAGCCAUGGUGGCUCUUGGGGGACUCAGUAGCCAGGAUAGAGAAGAAGGAAAAAGGCUUCAACCAGGAACUGGACAAACGGAAGUCAGGGCAGGGCUGGGGGAAGAACCCUUUGUUCUUCAUCUUUGCAUCUGCAGAAGCUCGUGCCAGCUGACAAGUGUCAGAGUGGGGUGAGUGGACAGAGGCCACCGGAGAAAUGAGUGAUGCAGGCAUUCUACAGAUCUUCACAUCACUUAAACAUUCAGCCAUUAGUGAAAAAAGAAAACCUUAGCCAGUCCUGUACUAUUUUCAUUUUAAUCAUUUAAUUCUUAAUCAUUGAGAGACUUUAGUAAGGUCCCUUUCCCACAAAAGAAAAUCUGUGGGGAUUCUCUGGCUCUGCUUUGGAGUCUGCUAAAGUCCAUCAGCGAAGAGGAAGAAAGCAGACAGUUCCGUCUGAGCCGUUAAGGCAGGAAGAAAAAUGAAACUUGCAAUGACACACAUACUUAGCUGCAUGGUGCCCACUCAUCAAAACAGCAUUGGAUGUUAGGACUCUGACAGUGACAUUAAGACUGUUUGCCGUUCAAGGCCGGUGUGGGGGCACUAAGGAAGAAUAAACAUUUCUCCUAGUGUUUGAGGUCACCAAUGUGGAACCAGGGAGCUGAAACCCCAGGCAAGCCUAAGUUAGCCCGAGAGAUACUCAGGGGACAGAGCUGUUCAACUCCUAAAAACUGUUGUCUUUGUGCAGUGCCUAGCUCCCUGCCUAGACAUCAACUCAAUGGAGGAAGAGGGCAUCUUUUGACUGACAGUGGCAGGAACUGUACAUGUAUGUUUGUGUGUGUGUAUCUGUAUGUUUUGUGCAUAACUAUUUAAAGAAACUGGAAUUUUAAAGUUAACUUUUAUAUGAACCAAGAUGAUAUGCCACAGACAGAACUAAGACAUGAUCUGGUCCCACCUUCCUAGUCAUGAUGAAUGUAUUUCGUAUAUUAUCUUCAUUUAAUAAAAUUCACUUUCAAAACCAAA
Messenger RNA from Mesocricetus auratus (golden hamster), 6896 nucleotides. It is a transcript of the gene Flt1, whose product is annotated as fms related receptor tyrosine kinase 1. Gene Ontology annotation, biological process: cell migration; positive regulation of kinase activity; vascular endothelial growth factor receptor signaling pathway. NCBI's taxonomy places the organism in Eukaryota, Metazoa, Chordata, Mammalia, Rodentia, Cricetidae. Gene Ontology annotation, molecular function: ATP binding; vascular endothelial growth factor receptor activity. The record is from RefSeq and is a predicted model, not a curated record. Bases 260 to 4264 code for a protein of 1334 amino acids. Gene Ontology annotation, cellular component: signaling receptor complex; plasma membrane. The transcript has 30 exons.